AUGGCCUUCGACAGUUUCUUCCGCCGAGCCUUUUGGGGUCUGGCUGGGUGUGGAUUGAUCUAUGCCGUAGCUAUGGGUGCUUUGACCUUGCCGGUGGUCCAGCGCAAUGCCACCUACGUCCACAACUUCAAUCCCACCUAUUUUCAAGAUCUGAACAAUACUGAGCAAUUUGGUUUCCUCCAUCACCAAGUUCAACCCUUCACCGUCACCACCCAUGACAAUGUGACUUUGUUUGCCUGGCAUAUCCUCCCUACACAUCUCUACUCCAAGCACGAGAAAGCCUUAACUGAGCAGGCAGAUUUCGGCCUAAAGCCCUGGGAGACCGCUUCUAAGAGCGUUGGUCUUCAACUUCUUCUCAAUGAUCCGACUGCAGUUGUUGUUUUAGCCUGUCAUGGAAAUGCUGGUCACCUCGCCUCCAAUUACCGCCCUUCCGCAUAUCAGCAGAUGCUGGGUGUGUCGACCCCAGAGAAACCGGUCCAUGUCAUAGCCUUCGACUACCGCGGAUUCGGCCUGAGCACGGGUAGUCCCACGGAGGAGGGUGUUAUCCAGGACGCUGUAUCAUUACUGUCUGCUCUAACCGGAGAGUCCGACAAUGUCAAGGAUCGACGCAAAACAGACCACCAGCAUGUGGACCCUGCCCAAGUGGUCUUGGUUGGACAAUCCAUGGGCACGUUUAUUUCGACGGCCACCUAUUAUGAAUGGGUGAUAAAACUAGGCAGGGCACCGCCAAAGGGUUUAAUUACCAUCGCCAGCUUUACUUCAUUGCCCAAUCUACUCGAGUCCUACUCGUUUAAAGGCCUCACACCUCCGAUUCUAUCUCCGUUGAUGGCAUAUCCUCGAGUACAAGAAUGGUUGCGUUCCCACAUUCUCGACAAAUGGGACGCGAGCUCUAGGCUGGUGGAAUUAGCAAAGACGCCCGAGGUCCAGCUCAAUCUGCUCAUGCUACACGCUCGCAACGACUACGAGAUCCCGUGGCAGGAAGGUCGCGCGAACUGGGAACACGUAUUGGACUCUGCAACCAACGGCCUAGUCGACUUUCCUCGCAACCUUGAUCGAGAAGAAUGGAAGAGCAAGGACGAUCUCGACGAUAUGGAUUUUGCAGGUGGACAGGAUCUGAAGAGAAUACCUCCUGCUGCCCACAGACAAUGCUUGAAGCGCAGUUUCAAUUCACGCUCAUACCUUGCUGACGAUCCCGUAGCUGACUCUUACGGGAUGGAUGGUGACUGGCAUCCUCCCAGGCAGCCGAGACGUUCUUCUCGUGUCCGCAGCCAGUUCGAAGGUGUGCCCAAUGAAGUCAGUACUGUGAGAGCAGGAAGUGUGAGGCUCCCGCUGACCAUCGGGCAGAUCCUCAACAAGAUUGUGACCUUUCUCCCGGAUGAUCAUGAUCUCCACAACUUGAUGCUCACCUGCACGACCUUUGCGUACGCUUUGACAUCUUCCCGGUCGGCAAUCUGGCGUCAACGGUUCAACUCGGUCUUCGACUGGCCAUUCAUCGUUGACAUUACAGAGUUUGCUUCGGCGUAUCAGUUACGGAAAUUUGUCCUCCAGAAGUUCGUCGAGUUCACCGACCCGGACGAUGAGAGAUUGCAGAUUCAAUUGGAGGUCUUGAGAGAUAUGCUCCUGGAGUCCUACAAUCAGCAGUCCAAGCUCCUCCCUAGACGAUCGACCUCUCGCAAUCUCGCAGCAUUUGCGUCAGAAAACUCUCCAUGGGCACGAAUAUUUCUGUCCUGUCCGUUCUUCCCCAGCCGAGGCGACCGAUACGGCCAAGCACAUUCCCUCUUUGACUCGAUCCAGGUUGUGUUAUCCCAUCUGCUAUUGUCACCGGCUUCCCACAUGGCCUCCACUGUGAGAUCAUCCAGGACGAACUAUGACCUGGCCAUUGUGUACAAUUGGGGAAGCCCAUUGACUCUUCUGUAUCCGAGAGAGAAGGGGAAGGGAAGGGACAAAGGGGAAGAGAACGAAGACUCGGUGCGAAACAGGACACGCAAUAAACGACGCAGCGGCAGGCUACACAGACUACGUCAACUUGGCAGGCCAACGUAUAAACUCGACACCCGUUCUCUGCUCCACAUUCGCAACUUCUGGCACCGUCACCUCAUCCAGACCGCGAAGGGGUCCGGGGCGAGGGACGUUCUCACCGAGAAUACGUAUGCGAAAAUGGCACGAGAGUUGAUGCGUCAGGGAAUCACCCCAAAGCCGUGGGACAGGCCGCUCGCCGACGACUCAUUGCUACAGAUUCCCACCGAGUGGUACGGACACUAUUCCACACUGGCCAAUUGGCCGAGGAAGCGGCUGGAGCUUGAAGAGGUCCAAAGCCUGGCGGAAGACUGGCACGAGGUUGAUCCCAUGAAACUCGACUUUGCCAUCUCGGCGGACAACCGAGUCGACGGCUUCUGGUCGCCCAUCUUCAAGAGCGUGCCGGCUUUUCAAAAGUCACUCCCCGACCUCAGCCAAUGCGUCUUCAUCCGCGGCCUCGCUCCUUUUGUCCAGCUAUCGUCCCCGAGCAAUUCUGUGAGGGCAUCCGACCCGGCGAAAUCGCAGUCCACGCUCACGCUGCCGGCCGCGCCACAACUGUCCAAAUAUCACCCUUACUUGGCUCUUCGUCUCCGUGGCGUCGUCCACUCCAUCCCUGCCCAAGCUCUUACAAACGACGACGAGGACGAUGACAACGACACGAAUCAAGACCCCGGUCUACCAGGAUUCAAGCGCGUCGUGAUGAUCCUCUUCAAGCCCAGCAAACGCUACCUGAUCCAAGUCCUCGAGCACGCCGAGGGAGAGUACGGCGAGACGUACGCGACAGCGCUGACGGCGCAGAUGGCGCAAGGUAACAAUAACAACAACGCCGGCCCUGACCCUGGCCUUGACCCCGUGCCCGCGCUCGCGCUCGACAACGCCGCCGAGAUCGACGCGCGGCUCGACGAGUACCUGCGCACGAAACUCGUCUCGAACCCUUUGUGGCGCGACGGGGCCAACUUCGACAGGGACGCGGUCGAGGAGAUGGAGGAAAAGUUCCGCCUCAGCGAGUACCUGGAGUGGAACGACAUUGACUACGCCUACGCGUACGAAGGCGCACUGCUUCCCGGCGGGAAGAUUAUGUUGGGGAAGUGGUGGCGCAUCACCAUUCUCGGCGACGGCGAGGGGUUGGAGUGGAGCGACAGACUGGGCGACCUGGAUGAGGAUGUCGCCGGAGAAGGACAAGGGCUCGACCACCCCAACGACGGAGACGCCAUGGACCUGGACCUAGAUCCCAUCGCAGGCAUGGGAAGUGGCAGUGGCAGUUCCGGCAACACGCACCAGCAAGGCGCAUCGAACGAGGCUGGCCGUGAGACCGGAGAUGCGAGUCUCCAUAAGAACCGCGAGCGCGGACCAUUUGUUUUCUGGUGUCGAUGA
Molecule: messenger RNA, 3390 nt
Organism: Fonsecaea monophora
Lineage: Eukaryota; Fungi; Ascomycota; Eurotiomycetes; Chaetothyriales; Herpotrichiellaceae
Exons: 5
Coding region: 1-3390 (1129 amino acids)
Source: RefSeq, a predicted model, not a curated record